CCGAUGUCCAAAGAAAACUAACAAUGUACCAUCCCGAUCGUGACGUAAUCGUCACUUGUGCUUGAGUCACGGAGAACUGCGUACUUUGUUAUCCUACAAGUGAUCACAUUUGGAGCUGAAAGCAAUGUCCAAAGACCCAGCCUACCCUCCCCAGGGCCCACCCCAGGGCUAUGCCCCACCCCCUGGUGCUCCCGGGUACGCACCCCCAGCACAACCUAUGCAACCCCCUCCGUAUGCUGCUGCCGGCCCCCCUCCCCCUUACAACCCCAACCAGUGGGGGCCACCUGGAGCCGCACAACCCCCUCAGGGGGCACCACCCCCUCAGGCUCCACCAGGGGGGUAUGGUUACGCCCCCCCUGGACAGACCAAUGUGUACAUCCAGCCUGCAGCUGUCCCACAAGUCAUCACGGUGAGUGCUGCCCCCAAACCAGGAGGUCCAUCCAUGGGGUACAAGGCAACUGCUGCAGCAGGCUCGGCUCUAGGAGGGUUAGUUAGUCUGACAGGGAAAGGGCUGAGUGCCCUGGCCAAGGGCAUGGAACGGGAGAUCAACCAUGCCGUGGACGGGUCCAAGGUCAGCCACACCCUGGCCCUAUUCUCCACAGGCAAUGUGCUGCAGCUGUACUCCAAGGUUACCCAGCGUGCCUUGCGGGUGAUGCCCAAUGGAGCGGUGGACGCCCUGGGGGGACAGGAGGCAGGAGCCCAGUUUAUUGUGACCAACUGUGGGUCGAACCAAGUCAUACUGAGGAACUGUGCAAACCCUGCAUUUCACUUGGCUGUGGUAGGGGGCGUCACCACUGGCACUGGGAAUGGGACUGACAAGUCCAGUGUGUUUCGUCUCCACGAGACAGUCAGCAAGUUUGUCACGCUGGAGUCUGUGUUGUGUCGGGACCAUCACGUGGGCAUCGCGGCCAAUGGGAUGGUCACCGCCCCUGGCAUGACCAAAAAAGGAAACACCGCCAUGUUCUCAGUCAGGCUGGUGUACAGCCCCUUUGGUCAAGUACAGCGACACUAGGAUUGUCAGCACAACAUAGGAACAAGAAGACCUGAUCCAACAUGUGGAAUGUGGAAUUUAGGUUCUUGCUUUGCUGCACAAAUACAGAUACAUUUAUUCUUUUUAACUAAGUCUGUCAGCUUGUUACACUUAGUUAAAUGUGUGCGGAAAUUUGAGAUGCUCAAUAUCGCGUUAUAUCAUUCUACAGCACUUAAUGGUGUUUUCUGUAGGUUAUGGUUAUAAUAAUUAUAUAUCAUGUGUCACAGGGCUGUGUUUUUAAUAUGGAAUAAUGAGAACUUCAUGCUGGGUAUAUUACUGUCAUGUUUUGCUCUUUCAACAAUCUCCACUGAAAUACUAAGACUAUAUUUUGUUAUUAGGACUUGGUUCGUUCCUGCACUACCAAAUGUCACUGCAAAUGUUGAUGGAUUGCACGCUUCUCUGUAUAUACUUUAAGUAAAGGUCAUAUAUGCCACUAUGACAGUAUGUAUGAUAGAUGGUAUAUGUAGACUGUUUCUUUUGAAGAAUGCCAAGCUCACCUGAAGGUUUAUUCUUAUCUUUAUUAUUAUGAUAUCUCACUUUUCCCACACUGUACCCUAACCACCACCUGGUACAACACACAGUCAAUCUCCUAUCAAUAUGUUUACCGAAGGAAAACAUAUUGUUUUUGCUCUGUUUCUUCUUCUUCUUCUUCCGUUCCAAACACUGACCUAGUCAAUGCUGAACCAGACCAUCUGUCACCAUGGUAACUGGUGUUGGGUUACAUC
Messenger RNA from Branchiostoma belcheri (Belcher's lancelet), 1755 nucleotides. Its product is annotated as formin-like protein 20. NCBI's taxonomy places the organism in Eukaryota, Metazoa, Chordata, Leptocardii, Amphioxiformes, Branchiostomatidae. The record is from RefSeq and is a predicted model, not a curated record. The coding region runs from base 125 to 1012 and encodes 295 amino acids. The transcript is spliced from 8 exons.